UCCCGGGACGGCAGCCGCCGCUGCUCCCGGGCUCCGCUCCGCCCCUCACCUCAGCACCGCCCCGGCCCAGCCCUGCGGCGGCCCCGCGGCCCCUGUCGCGCGCCCGGUGCGGGCCACCGCUCGCAGGGGAGCCCAGGGGAGAUCGCCGCUGCCACCCAAGCUACCCUGCUCCUCCCGCCGAGGCCACACCGGGGAGCCAGAGGCCUGCGGCAGUCGGGACAAGUCACUACCUCUCCAGAGGGCUCCGAGGAGGGCAGAAGCUUAAGCUCGCUGCCCCCACAGCGCGGUAACGGUCGCACCCUCCUCUCUUCUCAGGCUUGGGGCCUCCCUCCGCCACGGCGCUACCGCGUCUCGGAGCGCGGAGGCGCUGCACAGGCAUGGCAAGGCACCGAAACUCUCCGGUGGGGCCAAGGCGAAUGGCGGCAGCAGCCCCGCUCGGACAGAGAGGCGGGCGGCCUGUCAGUGCCCUCCGCACCUGUCACCUCACCCGUAACCCGCCACCCUCACGGCAGCGGCGGGCUUACCGCUUGCUUUUCUGAUUGGCUGCAGGUGUUCCCUACCGCUUCCUCGCUCGCUUUUGAUUGGCUGAAAUCCUCCUACUGCCCAGCUGGAUUGAAAAUCAUCUGGAGGAGAAACGCACAUUUAGCAUAUGAAGCUGUUCACUUCAGAAUUAAAUGAGUUAUAUGUCUUGAAUGAAUUUAUUUCUAUAUAUUUAUAACUUCAUUUAGCCUGUUAAAUACAGACCAUGCCUAGCAGAAUGGGCUCAAAAAUUGAUUUGAACAAAGACUUCAUCAGAGUAAAAACACACUAUAGUGGGGAUAUUUUGAUAACAAACUUGGAUGCAUCAAUGAGCUAUGAUGAACUUUGUGAUGAAGUGCAUGAGAUGUGUAAUUUACAACAGGAACAGCCAAUUACCCUCAAGUGGAUUGAUGAUGAAGGUGACCCAUGUACUAUCUCAUCUCAGAUGGAACUGGAAGAAGCCUUCCGUUUGUAUUGUCAAAACAGAGAUGAAGGGCUGAUUAUUCAUGUUUUCCCAAGUAUUCCAGAGAAACCCGGCAUGCCUUGUCCAGGAGAAGAUAAAUCAAUCUACCGACGUGGAGCCAGAAGAUGGAGGAAGCUGUACCGAGUGAAUGGGCAUUUGUUUCAAGCCAAACGUUUUAACAGAAGAGCGUAUUGUGGCCAGUGCAGUGAAAGGAUAUGGGGUCUCGGAAGGCAAGGCUACAAGUGUAUCAACUGCAAAUUGUUGGUCCAUAAACGUUGUCAUAUACUUGUUCCACUGACCUGCAAAAGGCAUAUGGAUUCGGUCAUGCCUUCCCAGGAACCUCAGUUAGAUGAUAAAAAUGAUGAAGUUGACCUCCCUUCAGAAGAAACUGAUGGAAUUCCCUACAUUCCUUCAAACCGGAAACAUGACAACAUUAAAGAUGAUUCUGAGGAUAUCAAACCAGUCAUUGAUGGAAUGGAUGGAAUUAAGAUUUCUCAGGGGCUUGGACUACAGGACUUUGAUUUAAUCAGAGUUAUUGGACGUGGAAGUUAUGCCAAAGUUCUUUUAGUUCGGUUAAAAAAGAAUGAUCAGAUUUAUGCUAUGAAAGUAGUGAAAAAAGAAUUGGUCCAUGAUGAUGAGGAUAUUGAUUGGGUACAGACAGAGAAACAUGUGUUUGAACAGGCAUCCAGUAACCCAUUCCUAGUUGGUUUACAUUCAUGCUUUCAAACAACAAGUCGAUUGUUUCUUGUCAUAGAGUAUGUAAAUGGGGGAGAUCUUAUGUUUCAUAUGCAACGGCAAAGGAAACUUCCUGAAGAACAUGCAAGGUUUUAUGCUGCUGAAAUUUGUAUUGCGCUAAACUUCCUACAUGAAAGAGGCAUAAUCUACAGAGAUUUAAAACUAGACAAUGUUCUUUUAGAUGCAGAGGGUCAUAUCAAAUUAACGGAUUAUGGCAUGUGCAAGGAAGGUUUGGGCCCUGGUGACACUACAAGCACUUUCUGUGGGACACCAAAUUAUAUUGCACCAGAGAUCCUCAGAGGAGAAGAAUAUGGGUUCAGCGUGGACUGGUGGGCUCUUGGCGUGUUGAUGUUUGAAAUGAUGGCGGGAAGGUCUCCGUUUGAUAUUAUUACUGACAAUCCAGACAUGAACACUGAAGAUUACCUCUUCCAAGUUAUUCUUGAGAAGCCAAUCCGGAUUCCAAGGUUUCUUUCUGUCAAGGCUUCCCAUGUGUUAAAAGGAUUUUUAAACAAGGAUCCCAAAGAAAGGCUUGGUUGUCAGCCGCAGACAGGAUUUUCUGAUAUCAAGUCUCAUACAUUUUUCCGCAGCAUAGACUGGGAUCUGGUAAAAAUAAUUACUUCUGUUUAUACGUGUUCGAAAAGAAUAGAUUCUUUUAGUUAAUUAAUAGUGCUUAUGUGUAACAACCACAUUAAAACUAGUGACAUUCAAUUCCAUAAAUGUAAAAGCUAUUGUGCUUUCUCCAGGUGACAUAACAUAAUGGAUACAAGCUUUAUUUUAUGACCAAAAAUCUGGCUUGCUUCCAAACGCUAAGAGUGGUUACAACUUGUGGGUAUCAUUUUUAA
Molecule: messenger RNA, 2559 nt
Organism: Grus americana (Whooping crane)
Lineage: Eukaryota; Metazoa; Chordata; Aves; Gruiformes; Gruidae
Gene: PRKCZ
Product: protein kinase C zeta
Exons: 17
Coding region: 746-2377 (543 amino acids)
Biological process (GO): protein phosphorylation
Molecular function (GO): ATP binding; protein binding; protein serine/threonine kinase activity
Source: RefSeq, a predicted model, not a curated record